Molecule: messenger RNA, 2080 nt
Organism: Eurypyga helias (sunbittern)
Lineage: Eukaryota; Metazoa; Chordata; Aves; Eurypygiformes; Eurypygidae
Product: cytoplasmic dynein 2 heavy chain 1-like
Exons: 13
Biological process (GO): microtubule-based movement
Cellular component (GO): dynein complex
Molecular function (GO): dynein light intermediate chain binding; dynein intermediate chain binding; minus-end-directed microtubule motor activity
Source: RefSeq, a predicted model, not a curated record
UGAUGAAGAUACAGAUCUUAAUUCUCUGAUAAAGUCUUGGCUAAGAAGUCAGCCUGAAGAAUGCAGAUACAACCUUGAAAAUUGGAUUGGGGACUAUUUUGAAAGGGCUUUAAACUGGGUUGUGAAGAAGAAUGACUCUGUGGUAGAAACAAGUUUAGUUGGAACUGUGAUGAAUGGACUGUCUCAUCUUCAUGGAUGCACUGAUCGUGGACAGUUUAUCAUUAACUUGUUACGUGGUCUUGGUGGUAAUCUCAACAUGAAAUCACGACAAGAAUUUGCAAAAGAGAUUUUCAGUUGGGCACAAGAAUCUCCACCAGAUCCGAGGAAGCUCCUGGACACAUAUUAUGACACUGACACUGGACAGCUAAUGCUGUAUCAGCUGAAAAAACCUGAAAAUCUAACAGCUGAUGACUUCAGUAAUCUCCAAACCCUUCCCGUCAUCCAAACCCCUGACAUACAGAGAGGUUUAGAUUACUUUAAACCCUGGCUAGACUUUAACAAUAAGCAGUCAUUUCUUCUUGUUGGUCCGGAAGGAUGUGGAAAGGGGAUGCUGCUUCAUUAUGCAUUUUCUCAACUCCGAUCCACUCAGAUUGCUACCAUUCACUGCAGUGCACAAACUACUUCUCAACAUCUUCUUCAAAAAUUAAGUCAAACUUGCAUUGUAAUCAGUACAAACACUGGGCGAGUGUACAGACCAAAGGACUGUGAAAGGCUUGUGUUCUACUUAAAGGAUAUCAAUUUGCCCAAGCCUGAUAAAUGGGGAACAAGUACUCUAGUGGCUUUUCUGCAGCAGGUUCUUACAUAUCAAGGAUUUUAUGAUGAAAAUCUGGAAUGGGUUGGUUUAGAAAACAUCCAGAUUGUGGCUUCCAUGUCUGCUGGAGGAACAUUAGGAAGACAUAAACUUACCUCCAGAUUUACUUCUAUUGUUCGUCUCUGUGCAAUUGACUAUCCAGAAAGAGACCAACUGCAAAUUAUUUAUAGUGCCUACUUAGAACCUGUACUACAGGAAAAGCUAAAGAAUCACCCUGUCUGGGGUUCUUUACCAAAAAUACAUCAGCUAGCAGGAUCUAUGGUUCAAGUGUAUGAACAGGUACGAGCGAAAUUCACAGUUGAUGAUCACAGUCAUUACCUUUUCACACCACGUAUUCUUACUCAGUGGGUUCUUGGUUUAUUCAGAUAUGAUUUAGCAGGUGACUGUGUAUUGGAAAUAGUUGCUUACGAAGCACAACGUUUGUUCUGUGACAAAAUUGUUGGCAUGAAAGAGCUUCAUGUGUUUGAUAAUAUUUUGAUGAAAGUUUUUCAAGGUGACUGGGGCUCAGAUGUUCUGGACAAUAUGACAGAUAACUUCUAUGUAACUUGGGGAGCUUGUCAAGAGUCAUUCAUGAAGCCAGGACAGGCACUACCGCCACAUGGGAGGCCACUUGGCAGACUAAACUCUGCAGACCUGAAAGAUAUUAUUCAAAAAGGUAUUAUUCAUUAUGGGCGAGACAAAAGAGAGAUAGAGAUUUUACUGUUCCAAGAAGUCCUCAGUUGUAUGUCUAAAGUGGACCGAGUGCUGAGUUUUCCUGGAGGAUCACUUCUUUUGGCAGGACGGAGUGGUGUGGGCCGUCGAACAGUUACCUCUUUAGUGAGUCAUAUGCACGGAGCUGUUCUGAUUACUCCCAAAAUCUCCAGAGGCUAUGAGCUGAAGCAGUUCAAAAAUGAUCUUAAAUCUGUGAUGGAGCUUGCGGGCAUUGAAGCACAGCAGGUCGUAUUGCUGCUCGAAGAUUAUCAGUUUGUUCAUUCCAUGUUCCUUGAGAUGAUCAACAGUUUGCUGUCUUCAGGAGAAGUUCCUGGGCUAUAUAAAAUAGAAGAAUUGGAACCACUGCUGUCUCCUCUGAAGGAUCAAGCUUCACAAGAUGGAUUUACAGGACCAAUUUUCAACUAUUUCACAUACCGGAUCCAACAAAAUCUGCAUGUUGUCUUGAUCAUGGAUUCUACCAAUUUAAAUUUCACAAUAAACUGUGAAAGUAAUCCAGCACUGUACAAGAAAUGUCAGGUGUUGUGGAUGGAAACCUGGUCAGAAAACAGCAUGAAAAAG